AUGCAGGCUGCAGCACAUGGUCCACAAGACACUGAGCCUGGCAAACAAAAGGCACAUCAUCCUUAUUCUAAGUCAAAAGACGGACAUGGGGGAGGCGGAGGCGGUGGUAAUAAUAAUAAUGGCGGGGGUGGAAAUAACGGUGGAGGAGGAGGAGGCAAUGGAGGCGGCGGAGGCAACGGUGAUGGCGGGGGCGGUGAAGGUGGCGGUGGCGGAGGCGCUCCACAAACUUGCCCGCGACCCUCUCCUGAAGCCAUAAGAUGUCUGCAACAGUGGGCGUGUCAGCAGGUUAUACGUCUGGAUCUGCGCUGUCUGUUGAAUCUCAAUGGCAACAAUCUGCUGGGGAAUCUUAUCAGCAUACCCGGCGUAACUGGCGGCGGAGCUGCAGCAGGCGGCGGUGGUAUAUUGGGCAGCAUAUUGGGUGGCUAA
Messenger RNA from Drosophila busckii, 426 nucleotides. RefSeq names its product heavy metal-associated isoprenylated plant protein 33. The transcript has 4 exons. Bases 1 to 426 code for a protein of 141 amino acids. Lineage: Eukaryota; Metazoa; Arthropoda; Insecta; Diptera; Drosophilidae. The record is from RefSeq and is a predicted model, not a curated record.